GGCGCACGCCUGCCGCUGCGCAUCCGCCCCGCCAUGGCGGCGCUCAACGUCGUCGCGCUGCUCGGCCUUGCGUUCCUGGGCUUCCACCCGCGCGGCCAGGCGUACGUGCCCUUCAACGACAAGGUGCUGCACUUUGUCUGCUUCCUCGCCGCCACGGCGCUCUUCUACAUGAUCUGGGACGUCGACGAGGACGCACGGCGCUCAUGGCUCUGGCGCAAUGCGCCGCUGAGCCUUACGUGGCUCGUCUGCUUCUUCGCCGGCGGCAUCGGGUCAGAGUUCGUGCAAGGCUUGCUGCCCUACAAGACAUUCCAGUGGGGCGACGUCGUGGCAAACCUGCUGGGCUCGUCGCUCGGCCUCUUCGCCUCGUUCCACUUUGAGAAGCGCUACCGCGCCCAGCGCGAGAUUGCGCGUCUCUACCAGCCGCUCGAUGCCGAGGCGUACGGCGACGACGAGGACGAGGACUGGGACGACGCAGACGUGCCGCGUGGCAGCCGUGCACCGCGCUCGGAGCGCCGCGUGCGCUUCGGCGACGUGUGGGAUGCCGAGGCCGAC
Molecule: messenger RNA, 552 nt
Organism: Tilletiopsis washingtonensis
Lineage: Eukaryota; Fungi; Basidiomycota; Exobasidiomycetes; Entylomatales
Exons: 4
Source: RefSeq, a predicted model, not a curated record